CGAAAAUAAAACACAGAACAAAAAAGCGUCAUAUUAACACAGAUUACUGUCACCAAGGUAAACAAUUUUCAAAGAUGGCACCUGCAAUUCGAUUAGAAGUUUACGGUCUUGUGAAUGAUGUCAAUUUUCAAAGAGCACGAUUUUGCGCAGAGGAUCUUACAAAUAAUAACCCAGAAAUCUUCAAAGACACAAUAACUGAAGGCUUUGUGGAGUUUGAAUGGGAUUUGUACAUUGAUGCAAAGAAGAAGGAGUUGAGAGGAGAAACAUGGACAUUUGAAGAAAAAGCUAUAACAUUUCAAAAUGGGAAGUUGAUAGGAGGUCCUGAAGACUUUCUACGCUGGGCAGCAGAAAAUCAUAAUUAUGAAGAGUACAGACCUCAGCCUUUAUUAGAAAUACUAACAGAGGAACAAUACAAAUCUUGUUUAAAUAACAAAAACCAUGAGUUUGUGUUUAUGGAUAUUUCAAUAGGCUCUGAACCUGCAGGAAGAUUGGUUUUCGAGCUGUUCACAGAUGUUGUUCCAAAAACAUGUGAGAAUUUUAAAGCACUGAUAACUGGAGAGAAAGGCAAAUCAGAGACUUCAGAUUAUAACCUCACAUACAAAAACUCCCUCUUCCACAGAAUAACACGCAAUGGUUGGAUACAGGGUGGAGAUAUUUAUCAUGGGAGAGGAAAUGGUGGAGAAUCUAUUUUUGGACCAGUUUUUGAAGAUGAGAAUUUUGCUGUUCCUCAUUCACGACGAGGUAUACUUGGCAUGGCUAAUAAAGGUCGCCAUACAAACGGAUCACAGUUUUAUAUCACAUUAACCCCUGCCUCAUGGAUGAACACAAAAUAUGUAGCAUUUGGACAAAUUAUUGAAGGUACAGAAACAUUAAAGAAGAUGGAAGAGGUGGAGACAAUGAACGAGAGACCAAAUGCAGACAUUAAAGUCACAAACUGCGGCGUGUGUACAUAUGAAUUCUAACAUCACUGGAAUAAAAAAAAAAACAUAUCGAACAUCUAAAGAAAAAGAAACAUUGUGGUGAUAAACUGAUCAAAACAAUAUAUUUUUGGCGAGUGUGUAAAAAUUGAAGAUAAAGUUUGAUAUAGAAAAUUCGUAAUGAAAUGUGCUUAGUUUAAUAUAUUUAUAUUUUUUGUAAAAAUUGAAAACUUUCUGCUAUUUUAAGACUAAUUUAAGUGAACUUUGAGAAGAUGCAUGAUGUUAUAAAACAAAGACAUGUUAUUAGUAAAAAUAAUGCUGCAAAGUUAAAGCACAACUUUUUUCAACUUGAUUAUUUUUUUUGUGAUAGAAAAUUUAUCACUUUGUUAAGAAUAUUCAGAUUUGAUAUGUAAGUUACAUGUAUAUAUUUAAGAUAAUAAACUUUGUUGAUAAAAAUGUU
This is a messenger RNA of Ruditapes philippinarum (Manila clam), 1377 nucleotides long. RefSeq names its product probable inactive peptidyl-prolyl cis-trans isomerase-like 6. The record is from RefSeq and is a predicted model, not a curated record. Gene Ontology annotation, biological process: protein peptidyl-prolyl isomerization. Gene Ontology annotation, molecular function: peptidyl-prolyl cis-trans isomerase activity. NCBI's taxonomy places the organism in Eukaryota, Metazoa, Mollusca, Bivalvia, Venerida, Veneridae. The transcript has 8 exons. Bases 75 to 962 code for a protein of 295 amino acids.